Messenger RNA from Acyrthosiphon pisum (pea aphid), 3917 nucleotides. RefSeq lists its product as uncharacterized. Lineage: Eukaryota; Metazoa; Arthropoda; Insecta; Hemiptera; Aphididae. The transcript has 17 exons. Gene Ontology annotation, biological process: mRNA transport; regulation of translation at presynapse, modulating synaptic transmission; positive regulation of translation. Gene Ontology annotation, molecular function: translation regulator activity; mRNA 3'-UTR binding. The record is from RefSeq and is a predicted model, not a curated record. Gene Ontology annotation, cellular component: cytoplasmic stress granule; neuron projection; nucleus. The coding region runs from base 517 to 3735 and encodes 1072 amino acids.
AAUAAAUAUUAUAAAUAUUUAAUAUGUCUUUAAUCUUUAUCGCAUUGUCGCAUACUCGCAUUCGGACGCAUUUCUCACUCUCUCUACUAUCACUGACUCACUCACCGACCGAACAAAGAGCAGCGGCCAAUGGAUAAUAAUGGAGAGAAUUAUUAUUUAUCAUAUUUGUAAUUAUUUUUUAUUACUACUGCGUACACCGCGACGCCGCCGAAGCCGUAUCGCACACACGGUCACGCAUAGCAGUGGUGGUCAGUGGUCACGUACGAGUGUACGACGUAUCACGUCGACGUCUGUUGUCAGUGGUCACGUACGACGUACUCACGUCGACGUCCGUGUGUACUAACAACUCCCUUGCUGUAUACGCGUUAAGCGCACCGUCGCCAUCGCCGAGGACUUCUCGUCGUUGUUUGACACCGACAACGCUUCCGCCAUAUAGCAUAUGCCACCCACCACCCGUUACUCAGACAAGCAAAAGCGACGACGAGUCAUCAGCAAGACCACACACCCGACGCAGCAAUGGACGACAUUAAGGUCGAGGUGCUCUUUGAGAACGGCGCCUAUUACGAGGGCUUUGUUACGGGUGUAAUGGAAAAAGAAGUUCUAGUUUCUUUCCCUAAUAAUUGGUAUCCUGAAACUCAAUUCAACCAUGAAAAUGUUCGACUCCCCUUGUCAGAUGACCAAUGUAGUACAGAGUUUAUUGUUAAUCAAGAAAUAGAAGUAAAAUUGGUCAGAGAACCUCAUUAUGGAUGGAUAAAGGCAGUGAUAAAAAUUAUCAGUGGUAACCCGCCAUCCCAGUUCGUUGUCCAAUAUUUCAACUCAACAGUUGUAGAAAUAGUCUCUCCCGAUAAAAUAAGAUGCAGUAACAUAAAUUCCCACAUUAAUGGAAAUACAUUUUACAUGUUUGAUAUUGAUGUACCUGAGGAUGUCAGAGAAACUGCUAAAACCAAUGGAAUACACAAAGAUUUUCAGAAAGCAAUUGCCGCAUCUCGAGUGUUCUAUAAUCCUGAUAGAUCCGUGUUGAGUGUUAUAUCUCGUUCACCAUUGACCAGUAAAAGAGCAUCGAUGUUAGCCGACAUGCACUUUAGAAACCUGAACCAAAAUGUUACGGUGCUUAUGAAAACUGGAAAAUUAGCCAAGCAACUGAAAAAUUCCAAGCAACAGUUUAAAUCAUCAUCUUAUACUGAUGAAUUUAAUGUAUGUAAUAAUCUCAUUGGUUUGGCUAUUGGUACUCGUGGCACUAAUAUCAAACGAGCUCGCAGGAUUGACGGUAUUACAAAUAUUGAAUUAGAUAAAAACACUGGUGUUUUUAAAAUUUAUGGAGAAAAUAAAGACGCUGUAAUGAAAGCUCGAGGAAUUUUAGAGUAUAAAAAAGAAUUUCUACAAGUUCCUAGACAUUUCAUGGGAAAAGUAAUUGGUAAAAAUAGUAGAAACAUCCAAGAUAUUGUUGACAAGAGCAGAGUGAUUGAAGUAAAAAUUGUAGGUGAUGAUGAGACACAACCCACCAUUCCUCGCGAAGAGGGUCAAGUUCCUUUUAUGUUUGUUGGCACGGUAGAAAGGAUAUCUAAUGCUAAAUUUUUGCUAGAAUAUCAUUUAGAACGCCUUAAAAAACUUGAACCAUUCAGUCAAGAAAUAAUUGGAAUGAAGCAAGAAUUAUGUAGUAACUCACCAUCCCAGUCUGUUGCCAAGUACUUCCACUCAACAGUUACAGAAAUAGUCUCGCCUGAUGAAAUCAAACGCAGUGACAGUAAUGGCGAUACAAAUUAUACAUUUGACAUUCCUGUACCUGAAGAUGUUAGAGAAUUUGCUAAAACCAAUGGAAUACACAAAGAUUUUCAGAAAGCAAUUGCCGCAUCUCGAGUGUUCUAUAAUCCUGAUAGAUCCGUGUUGAGUGUUAUAUCUCGUUCACCAUUGACCAGUGAAAGAGCAUUGAUGUUAGCCGACAUGCACUUUAGAAACCUGAACCAAAAUGUUAUGGUGCUUAUGAAAACUGGAAAAUUAGCAAAGCAACUGAAAAAUUCCAAACUACAGUUUACAUCAUCACCUUAUACUGAUGAAUUUAAUGUAUGUAAUAAUCUCAUUGGUUUGGCUAUUGGUACUCGUGGCACAAAUAUCGAACAAGCUCGCAGGAUUGACGGUAUUACAAAUAUUGAAUUAGAUAAAAACACUGGUGUUUUUAAAAUUUAUGGAGAAAAUAAAGACGCUGUAAUGAAAGCUCGAGGAAUUUUAGAGUAUAAAGAAGAAUUUCUUCAAGUUCCAAGACAUUUCAUGGGAAAAGUAAUUGGUAAAAAUAUUAGUGACAUCAAAGAUAAUAUCAUUGAGAACAGCGGAGUGAUUAAAAUAAAAAUUGUAGGUGAUGAUGAGACACAGUCUACCAUUCCUCACGAAGACGGUCAAGUUCUUUUUAUGGUUGUGGGCACGGUAGAAAGCAUAUCUAAUGCUAAAGUUCUACUAGAAUAUCAUUUAGAACACCUUAAAGAACGUGAACAAAUUAGGAAAGAAAUAAUUAGAAUUAAGCAAGUGUUAUGUAGUAAUCCACUAUCCCAGUCGGUUGCCAAGUGUUUCAACUCAACAGCUACAGAAAUAUUUUUGUCUGAUGAAAUCAAAUGUAGUGACAUUAAUGGCGAUACAUUUUAUACCUUGGAUAUUCCUGUACCUGAAAAUGUCAGAGAAUUUGCUACAAUCGAUGGUAUCCACAAUGAUCUGCAAAAAGCAAUUGGAGCGUUACGAGUGUUCUAUAAUCCUGAUCAUUCAGUGUUGAGUGUUAUAUCUUGUUCACCAUUGACCAGUGAAAAGGCAUUGAUGUUAGCCGAUAUGCACUUUAGAAACCUUAACAAAAAGGUUAUGUUACUUAAGAAAACUGAAGAGUUAGCCAAGCAACUAGAAAGCUCUAAGCUAAAUAUUACAUCAUCACUUUAUACUGAUGAAUUUUAUGUACUUAAUGAACUUAUGGGUUUGGCUAUUGGAACUCGUGGCACUAAUAUCGAACGAGCUCGGGGGAUUGACGGUAUUAAAAAUAUUGAAUUAAAUAAUCAUACUGGCGUUUUUAAAAUUUAUGGAGAUAAUCAUUACGCUUUAAGGAAAGCUCGAAGAAUUUUAGAAUAUAGAAAAGAAUUUCUUCAAGUUCCUAGAGAUUUCAUUGGAGAAGUAAUUGGUAAAAAUGGUAGUAACAUCAAAGAUAUCAUUGAGAACAGCGAAGUGCACAGAAUAGAAAUUGAUCGUGAUAAUGAACUACAACCUACCAUUCCUUGUGAAGAGGGUCAUGUUUGUUUUGUGAUUGUUGGCACGGUCAAAAGCAUUUCUAAGGCUAAAGCUCUAAUAGAAAAUUAUUACGAACACCUUAAAGAACCUGAACAAAUAAGAAUGGAAGAACAAAUGGGAAUAGUGAAAGAAUGGUUACAUAGUAUUCAUAGUACUGUACCAGCUUACCAAGAUACUGUGAUACCUAAUUAUACGAUGCAAAGGCAAAUUGACCGUAACUUUAAUGCUGACAGCGAAAACAUGAAUAGAGACCUGAGUAACUCUAUGGGAAGAGAAAGUAGCAGACCUAGAGAUACCUCAGGCCUUGAUCGAGGUACAAAACAUGUUUCUUAUACAAAAGAAUCCAGCACUUCUAAAUUUGUUGACACUCACAAAGAUGUAAAUUGGGUCCAACCAAACCAGUCAUCGCGAUCAAUUAUACCACCUUCAGAUAAAGAUAAUACAUGUGACCAGAGUAAUUGGUGUACAAUUUCUUGAAAAGAAAAUUACAAAAUAAAUUGUUUAAGUUUUAAAUAGUUUAAUAUAAUGUUUUAAUUUUUUAAACUACUAUAUUAUAUUUAAUUUUAAAAAUAUCUAAUAUCUUAAUAUGCUAUUAACUGUUUGUAACUUGGGCAAAUUUAAUAAAUAUACAUUGUACAUUAUAUUCAAUAAUGUUAAUA